Molecule: messenger RNA, 1467 nt
Organism: Mandrillus leucophaeus (drill)
Lineage: Eukaryota; Metazoa; Chordata; Mammalia; Primates; Cercopithecidae
Product: zinc finger protein 82 homolog
Exons: 4
Biological process (GO): regulation of DNA-templated transcription
Source: RefSeq, a predicted model, not a curated record
AUGGCCCUUCGAUCGGUGAUGUUCAGUGAUGUAUCCAUAGACUUCUCUCCGGAAGAGUGGGAAUACCUGGACUUGGAACAGAAGGACUUGUACAGAGAUGUGAUGUUGGAGAACUACAGCAACUUGGUCUCUCUGGGAUGCUUCAUUUCUAAACCAGAUGUGAUUUCCUUAUUGGAACAAGGAAAAGAGCCUUGGAAAGUUGUGAGGAAAGGAAGAAGACAAUAUCCAGAUUGGGAGACCAAGUAUGAAACCAAGAAGUUAUCUUUAGAAAAUGACACUUAUGAAAUAAAUUUAUCCCCGUGGAAGAUAAUGGAAAGAAUUAAAAACCAUGGCCUUAAGGGUCUCAUUUUAAAACAUGAUUGGGAAUCCACAGGAAAAAUGGAAGGACAGGAGAGACCUCAAGAAGGAUACUUCAGUAGUGUGAAAAUGCCAUCUGAAAAGGUGUCCUCUUACCAGAAACGCACAUCUGUUACUUCACAUCAGAGACUUCAUUUUGUCGAUAAACCCUAUGAAUGUAAGGAAUGUGGGAAGGCAUUCAGAGUGCGCCAACAGCUUACUUUUCAUCACAGAAUUCAUACUGGUGAAAAACCCUAUGAAUGUAAGGAGUGUGGGAUGGCCUUCAGACAGACUGCACACCUUACUCGACAUCAGAGACUUCAUUCUGGUGAAAAACUCUAUGAAUGUAAGGAAUGUGGGGAAGCUUUCAUAUGUGGUGCAGAUCUUAGAGUACAUCAGAAAAUGCAUAUUGGUGAGAAGCCCUAUGAAUGUAAAGAAUGUGGGAAGGCUUUUAGGGUACGAGGACAACUUACUCUGCAUCAGAGGAUUCAUACUGGUGAGAAACCCUAUGUGUGUAAAGAGUGUGGAAAGGCCUUUAGACAGUACGCACACCUGACUCGGCAUCAGAAGCUUAAUAGUGCUGACAGGCUCUAUGAGUGCAAAGAAUGUGGGAAGGCCUUUUUGUGUGGCUCUGGUCUUAGAGUACAUCACAAACUUCAUACUGGUGAGAAACCCUAUGAAUGUAAGGAAUGCGGAAAGGCCUUUAGAGUGCGGCAACAACUAACACUGCAUCAGAGAAUUCACACUGGUGAGAAGCCCUAUGAAUGUAAGGAAUGUGGGAAGACCUUCAGCCGUGGUUAUCAUCUUAUUCUGCAUCACAGAAUUCAUACUGGUGAAAAACCUUAUGAAUGUAAGGAAUGCUGGAAAGCCUUUAGUCGCUACUCACAACUUAUUUCACAUCAGAGUAUUCAUAUUGGUGUUAAGCCCUAUGACUGUAAGGAAUGCGGGAAGGCCUUUAGACUACUUUCACAACUCACACAGCAUCAGAGUAUUCAUAUUGGUGAGAAACCCUAUAAAUGUAAGGAAUGUGGCAAGGCCUUUAGAUUGCGCCAAAAACUUACUCUACAUCAGAGCAUUCAUACUGGUGAAAAACCCUUUGAGUGUAAGGAAUGUAGGAAGGCCUUUAGGCUU